GUUCUUUCCCUUUUUCAUUUUCUCCGUCUCCAAUAAUUUUUUGCAUUUCUCGGGAAAACAAAAUCGAGAGACUGAAACCUUAGGAAUCGUGCAGAGGAGAAGAUACCCACCACCACUAUACCCAGAAAAAUUGAAAACAACCCAAAGUUUCAAUCAACAAGAAACUUUUUUUUUUUUAAUUUAAUCUCAAAUUGAAAACUUUCAAGACCCACCUGAUUCUCUAGGUAUUUUGCGGGUGUCUGAUCUUUGACAUAAUGCAGAAGCUAUAGUCGGAGCCUAAGCAAAGCCCUGAAGCUAGAUAACAGGGUGGCCUGUAAUGAUUGUAAUGGUCUCUUCAAAGUCCGGUUAACUUUCAAUCUCUUUCCUGGAAAGUCAUUGUGUUCUAUAGUCAAAAGGUAUGAAUCCUAUACAAGGGCCACAGAAUACCGGUGGUUCAUCUACUGCAGUGAAUCAGGGAGAUGGUGAAUCGUUUUAUAACGCAGAGACGUCUAUGAAUAACAUGCUGAAUCCAGUAGACAAUGAGUUUCCGAACAAUAGUACACGACCAACUUACACAAGCUCGAGUUCUCAUGCUGCUCAAAGUCAUAACUGGUGGCGGUUUGGUGAGUCCAGCUCCGUAUCGGGGCCAUCUGAUCAGGUCAAUUCCGUUGGAAUGAAGACAAAUCACCAGGUGCCUCAAGAUGGUGGUCGUCAAUUUGUUGGUUAUGGAUCUGAGGGAAGGCAUUUAGGUUUGAAUGGUAUGAUGGUACAUGGAGGGGUUCAUGCUGGCAGUCACAUUAGAAAUGGACCUUCCUUCUUGCGCGGUUCAAGCUCUAAUGCUAUGCCACAGCAUGUAAACAUGAGCAUGGACAUGGACAGUGAUGGUUAUGGUGCACACACUUCCGGUGUUGUUAUUCGUCAGGAUAACUGUGGGAGUUCACUAGGAAGUUCGGUUCAGGCCGCUGGAGAGAGCAGCAGUGGUCCAGCUGCUUCGUUUGGUGGUUGGGGUUCGUCUUGCAAAAGAAAGGCUCUUGAAGGAGCUCCGAGUCAUUCUUUUUCUGGUGAAACUCCUGACUGCUUUGUUCAGAAUGAGAAUGGUGCUUCGCAUGCAGGUCUUUCUCCAUAUGGUGCUUCAAGUAGCUUAAGUUUGGCUACACCCUCACAAAGUUCUCCAAAUGUUACGAAUCAUUUUGGCCGGACAGAACAAGUGUUUGGAUCUGGUAGUGGACGAGCGGUUGCAACUAAUGCUUUUCAUUCUGCAAGAAACUCUGACACCUUAUCAAGACCUGGCAGACGAUUAAAUCCCAGGCAGCCUCAGGAGUCUGUAGCAUUCAGCAUAUCACAUGGUGGAAGUUCUGUGCGUCCCACUGGUUCUUUGCAACAGAAUCUACCACUGAACUCUCCUUUUGUAGAUCCUCUCGAUGUGAGACCAACAUCAAUUACUAGUGGCUCAAGCACUGGUGAGAAUCAGACCAAUAUAGUCCACCUCCCUGCUUUGACCAGGAAUAUACACCAAUUUUCUUGGGAUGCUUCUUUCAGUUCGAGGGCCAGCAGUUCUUCGGGUAUUGGUGUGCCUGCAGAGCGAUUUGGACCACAGUGGGAAACACCGAGAAGCCAUCCAGAGCAGCCCAUGUUUGCACCUGCAACUGACAUGAGAAAUCCAGUGCAUGAUCAAUCUAUUUGGAGUUUCACUCGUGGAAACCCGGGCUCAUCUAUAGAUUCUCCCUUUAUUUCUCGAGCAGGGCCGAGUUCAGCUCAUGCGCAGCAGCCCAAUCCUGCAUGGAUUCCUCCUCAGAGUGCCCCGCUACAUAAUCCAUCGAGAACAUCGGAAAUUUCUCCUUGGUCUUUAUUUCCUAGUAUUGAAUCUCAAUCUGCUAGUCAUGGUGCAUCUCUUCCCUUACUGCCCACAGGUCCAUCUGGUUCCUCAAAUGAGGUGGCAAUGCCAUCUAGUUCUAAUAGCCGAAGCCAUCGCUCACGGCAAAGAAGAUCAGGGCUGUUAUCAGAGAGACAGAAUGAUCUUCUACACUUGCGUCACUUAGGAAGAAGCUUGGCUGCUGACAGUGAUGGAAGGAAUCACCUCAUCUCUGAGAUACGUCAGGUGUUGAGCGCCAUGAGAAGAGGGGAAAAUUUACGGAUUGAGGAUUACAUGGUGUUCGAUCCACUUAUCUACCAGAGUAUGACUGAAAUGCACGAUAGGCAUCGGGAAAUGCGAUUAGAUGUUGACAACAUGUCUUACGAGGAGCUAUUGGCACUUGGGGAACGCAUAGGAGAUGUGAGCACUGGGCUCAGAGAAGACGUCAUUUUGAAAACUAUGAAACAGCACAAACAUACAUCUUCUUCUGCUGAGUUGCAUCAGGACAUAGAGCCUUGCUGUAUUUGUCAGGAAGAGUAUGUGGAAGGUGAUGAUCUUGGGACAUUGGAAUGUGGCCAUGAAUUCCAUAAAGACUGUAUCAAGCAGUGGGUCAUGCUCAAGAAUCUCUGCCCCAUUUGCAAGACUGUGGCAUUAACAACGUGACGCCUUCUCCUUCGUCUCCACCUCCACCGUCGCCUCCUGGUUUCCAUUCAUCGUCAUUGCAGACGCCAAAAGAAAAUAAAAAAAUAGAGAUCUUAACGUUCUGUUUCUAUCCUUAUCUCUUAUUAAAAAAAAAAAAAUUAAUUGUUAUGCUCACUCGUUGUGUCACACUGUUCAAAGAACAUUAUGACAGACAAAUUCAUAAAAAAAAAAGAUCCAUGUAGAAGAGAAUAAUUCCCUUUUUUCACUAGAAUCCUUUGUAAUUGUUGAAACUGAUGGUUGACUUCUUAGGGAUUACAAUGCCUUUCACUU
Molecule: messenger RNA, 2803 nt
Organism: Eutrema salsugineum
Lineage: Eukaryota; Viridiplantae; Streptophyta; Magnoliopsida; Brassicales; Brassicaceae
Product: E3 ubiquitin-protein ligase MBR1
Exons: 7
Coding region: 398-2494 (698 amino acids)
Molecular function (GO): ubiquitin protein ligase activity
Source: RefSeq, a predicted model, not a curated record